AUGACAACAAAUAUAGUGCUAGAAACCACAAUGGGUUUGCUCAUUCUUGAGCUGUACACCUCGCACGCCCCAAAGACCUGCAACAAUUUCACCACCCUCGUCCGUCGCGGCUACUAUGACAACACCAUCUUCCACCGCAUCAUCCCCAACUUCAUGGUUCAGGGCGGCGAUCCUACGGGGACCGGCCGCGGAGGAAGCUCCAUCUUUGGCGAGAAAUUCGAGGACGAGAUCGAUCCGGGUCUGAAGCACACGGGCGCCGGCAUCUUGAGCAUGGCCAACGCGGGCCCAAACACGAAUGGGUCGCAGUUCUUUGUCACGCUUGCGCCUACGCCUUGGCUCGAUGGCAAACAUACCAUCUUUGGCAGGGUUAAGUCUGGAAUGGGUACCAUUAAGAGGAUGGGUCUGGUCAAGACUGGUCCUGAAGACAGACCAGUUGAGGAAGUCAAGAUUGUCAAGGCGCGUUUUGUGGAAGAGGAGGAGCAGAUCUAG
This is a messenger RNA of Fusarium venenatum, 489 nucleotides long. RefSeq names its product peptidyl-prolyl cis-trans isomerase-like 1. The record is from RefSeq and is a predicted model, not a curated record. Gene Ontology annotation, cellular component: catalytic step 2 spliceosome. Gene Ontology annotation, molecular function: peptidyl-prolyl cis-trans isomerase activity. Lineage: Eukaryota; Fungi; Ascomycota; Sordariomycetes; Hypocreales; Nectriaceae. Gene Ontology annotation, biological process: protein peptidyl-prolyl isomerization; protein folding.